CGGAGGAUAGACAAACACUCGCGUAAACAGUUUACCGAUUACCGAGAACCCAAAAGCGGCGGCGGAGACGCUGCUAUGAGGAGACCGUGAGCCAACCGGCGCCGCUACUGACAGGAGAAAACACACCGCAGCAUCCGUGUUCCUACGUAAACACAGCCGGAGUGUGUGUUUGAGUGUGAGUUUGUCCGGCGGUUCAGUGAGGAUGGCCGGCCCGCGGCUCUGCGGCUGAGCGGACACACACGGUACUAUAGAUUAGUUCGGUCACCGGUCAGGAUGAGCGACACCCGACGGCGCGUGAAGGUUUACACGCUGAAUGAAGAGCGGCAGUGGGAGGACAGAGGAACCGGCCAUGUGUGCUGCUCCGCCGAGGACACCGCGCUGUCGGUCACCGCAGAGUCUGACGGGUCACUGCUGCUCGAGUCCAAGAUCAAGCCCAGCACUGCCUAUCAGAAACAGCAGGACACACUGAUCGUCUGGUCUGAAGCGGAGAACUAUGAUCUGGCUCUGAGUUUCCAGGAGAAGGCCGGCUGUGACGAGAUCUGGGAGAAGAUCUGUCAGGUCCAAGGCAAGGACCCGUCAGUGGAGAUCACGCAGGAGCCGGUGGAUGAGUCUGAGGAGGAGCGCUGUGAGGACUCUGGAGCGGAGUGUGAUGCUCUGGAUCUGCCCGAGUGUGUGCCGGAGCGUCUGCAGGAGCUGGCGGAGCUGGUGUCGUCGGUGCUGCCAUCGCCGGUGCGCAGGGAGAAGCUGGCGCUGGCGCUGGUGAGCGGCGGGUACCUGCGGCAGCUGCUGCUGCUGUUCCGGCGCUGUGAGGAGCAGGAGAACCGGCCGCGGCUGCAGCAGCUCUUCCAGAUCCUGCGCGGGCUGCUGUUCCUCAAUAAGGCGGCGCUGUUCGAGGUGCUGUUCUCCGACGACUGCAUCAUGGACGUGGUGGGCUGCCUGGAGUACGACCCCGCGCUGCUGCAGCCCAAACGCCACCGGGACUUCCUCACCAAGACGGCACGCUUCCGGGAGGUGAUCCCCAUCCAGGACUCGGAGCUGCGGCAGAAGAUCCACCAGACCUACCGCGUGCAGUACAUCCAGGACAUCAUCCUGCCCACGCCCUCCGUCUUCGAGGAGAGCUUCCUGUCCACGCUCUCCUCCUUCAUCUUCUUUAACAAAGUGGAGAUCGUCGCCAUGCUGCAGGUGCACACCUGCGAGGACAUCCGCUCGCUCACUGCACACAUUGUGGAGAACUUCCAGAGCGCGCUGCAGUCCAUCCAGUAUGUGCAGACCUUCAAGGGCCUGAAGGGGAGAUACGAGCAGGAGCAGGAGCGCCAGAGCCGCGGCCUCAGCAGGUUCCGCAGGGACGCGCGCUCCUUUCCGGAGGAUGAAGAGCUGUGGAAGGAGGAAGAGGAGGAUGAGGAGGAGCCAGCGCACACCGAGACGCAACACUGCAAGAGCGACUACGGGAGAUUCAUGGAGAGCGAGAAAAGCAGCAGCGGCAGCUUCAAGUUCACCUUCUCCCACUCUGCAGCGUCUGCUAACAGCGCUAAAGCUACAUCUGCGUCAUCCAGCGGAGCCAGCACUGCAGCCAGGACGGCGCUGGUGGAUUACCCAGAUGAUGAAGAUGAGGAUGAGGAUGAUGAUGAAGAUCAGCAGGCUCCACACAAGCGCCCCCGUCUGGGCUCGUAGAGCGGUGCAGGGGCUGCUGGGAGAUCAUCUGCGCAGGCUAGCAGGACUAGACUGAACACUAGCGCUGCUGCUCUGAGCCCUGAUCCUGCGCUACACACACCUGUGAUGCUGACGAGAGAGUGUGUGUGUGUGUGUGUGUGUGUGUAUUAAACUGUGCGUUUGCUGCAGUAAUGCUGAAGUGUGUGUGUGUGGAUCAGAGACGGAGUGUGUCUUCAGGGUGUCUGAGGUGCGGGCCGGGCCGGCGUGGAGCCGCUGCUCUGGGUUUUGUACACUUUCCUACUGGCUCGUCUCGCUCGUUUGUAUAAAAAUUGAUAUUUUUUACCAUUUUCAGAUUAAAUUUGGUCCUGCAAUCA
Messenger RNA from Danio rerio (zebrafish), 2024 nucleotides. It is a transcript of the gene ppp4r3b, whose product is annotated as protein phosphatase 4, regulatory subunit 3B. Lineage: Eukaryota; Metazoa; Chordata; Actinopteri; Cypriniformes; Danionidae. Gene Ontology annotation, cellular component: nucleus; protein phosphatase 4 complex. The record is from RefSeq and is marked validated. Gene Ontology annotation, molecular function: protein phosphatase regulator activity.